AAUUCUUCACUCUGAAUAUUCAUCUAUAUUCUCUCACCGAUUCAAAAACUUCACCUUCUUCAAAUCUCUCUUUUUUUCGAUUUCAAUUUCAAUUUCUUCAUCAAUUUCUUCAUCAAUGGCUGGUAGAGGCAAAACCCUAGGUUCCGGUUCUGCUAAAAAAGCCACCUCAAGAAGCAGCAAAGCUGGUCUUCAAUUCCCCGUUGGCCGUAUCGCUCGUUUCCUCAAAGCCGGAAAAUACGCUGAACGUGUUGGUGCUGGUGCUCCUGUUUACCUCGCCGCUGUUCUUGAAUAUCUCGCCGCUGAGGUUUUGGAAUUGGCUGGAAAUGCUGCAAGAGACAACAAGAAGACAAGAAUUGUGCCAAGACACAUUCAAUUGGCUGUGAGGAACGAUGAAGAAUUGAGCAAGCUUCUUGGUGAUGUUACUAUUGCUAAUGGUGGUGUUAUGCCAAAUAUUCACAACUUGUUGCUUCCAAAGAAAGCUGGUGGUAACAACAAGGGUGCUGAUGAUGAAUGAAUGAAUCUUAGCUGAAAAACUUGAGUUUUGAAUUUAGUUUAUUAAUUGUGUUAAAUGGGUCUUGGUGUCUUUGUAGUUCUAGUUAGGUGUUUAGUUAAAUGAUGUUUAUGUGGAUAUAUUUAUCUAAGCUUGUUCCUUUGGAAGAGAUUAAUGAAAAUUCAUGAAUUUGUCCUUUUUAGUAUUUGAA
This is a messenger RNA of Medicago truncatula (barrel medic), 701 nucleotides long. RefSeq names its product histone H2A.6. The record is from RefSeq and is a predicted model, not a curated record. Lineage: Eukaryota; Viridiplantae; Streptophyta; Magnoliopsida; Fabales; Fabaceae. Gene Ontology annotation, cellular component: nucleosome. The transcript has 2 exons. Gene Ontology annotation, molecular function: DNA binding; structural constituent of chromatin; protein heterodimerization activity. Bases 116 to 514 code for a protein of 132 amino acids.